CGCACGGGCAACCCCUGAAGCUCGCACGGCCGUGCACCCUGGCCGUGCGAGAGGGCUGAAGUUCGACUAAAUGACACGCUGCGUUUUGAGUUGCACGGCCAGAAUGGUGAUAUGCACGGCCGUGCACCCUGGCCGUGCGAGUCGGGAUUUCCUGGUUUUAAGCCAAAUUCCGAACCAAAGAAGAGGGAGAGCUGGGUUUUUGGAUCCCAAACACCCAAGGGACGAACCCUAGAGAGAGAGGGCGAUUUGAGGGCAUUCUUGGAGUAGAGAAGGAGGAUUUCUUCGCCUUGGAAGCUCGAGGAACAAGCCCGGACUUGAAGACUGAUCAUCUGAAGAUUCUUACUGCAGUCUCUCUCUUCUCUAUGGAGUAACUUCCCUUCACUUAGGUUUUGAGGAACCCUAGCUAUGUUUGUUUGAUUGGAUGAUUGUAUGAGUACUCUGACUGGAUAAUCUUGAGUUCAUAUUCAAUCUAUGCAUGUUUUCAUGAUUCAAUUCUGCUUUAGUCGAGAUUAUUGAUUCUGCUUUGAUUCUAUGAGAGGGAAUACCUGAUUAGGUCAAUAGAGCACCAUAGAUUGAUAGUAGUGGAUCGAUUGCUUUAGUCGAGGGUUGAUUCACUGCUUUGUAUCGAUUGAGAACCUCUUUCGAUAGAGGGAGUCUAGUUCAGAACGCCUUGAUCAGUUGUUCUAGAGAAGGAUACGUCCCUCUAGGCAAUUGACUCAAGAGGGCCUUGUUCCUUUAGUUGAGACUCAAGGUCUAGUCAAGGAUUCUCCGCAUUGUGAAUGAAAGUGAAACAGGUUAGAGAUCAUCAAUCAUUAAUCUGGCUAGUGGCUAGGGGGAAUCAUACCUAAGUGAGUUCCCAACCUGUAAUUAGAUUAACUUUAACUGUAGUUUGCUAGAGUAGUUUUAGUUCUUUCAUCUUAAUCUGAUUUGCUAAAUAAUAAACUGAAGCUGAGUAAUAGUAACUCUAGAGACCCGUGGAUUCGAUAUUUAUCACUUGAGCCACUAUACUGCAGUCCCUUUCAUUGGUUACACUUGGCCUUUGUUAGGUGUUGUGUUUUAGCGAGUCAAGUUUUUGGCGCCGUUGCCGGGGACUUUCUAGAGUAUUAGGAAAGGCAGAAGUUUGUUACUUUAGCGUUUUUCUUUUCUUUUCCACCCUUGCUUUUCACUUGGGUGUUUUUGUUUUUGUUGGUGCAGAUCUGAAUCAUGGAUCCUAAUGGCUUCUCCAAUCAUUGGGGGUAUCCACCACCAUCUGGGUGGUAUUACCCCGAGACUCCCUGGAGCAAUCAAGGCGGAGAAGACUAUGGAUUCGGGUUCCAGUACCAACCCCCCUACUACGGAGAACAACAGGACCCCUGGGCAUAUCAAGAACAACCUCAUUAUCAAGAAGAAUUUCUCCCACAACCAGAAGGGCCAUCGGCACUGGAGUUACUCAUGGAGCAGUAUGCUCGAGACUGUGAGAGAACAUGCUCCAGGAUGGAUCUGUGUGUCCAGGCCUAUCGUGAAACAGAUGAGAUCCUCCUGAGCCUUAAGAAGAGCGUCGAUGAUCUUGAGCGAUCUUGGGCGCAACCUGCUCCAGAUCACCCUUCUGCUACCAUACAAGAAGAUGAGGAGGAAGAAGGCUACAAGGACAUUGUGGAGCACACUGAAGUUGUCACGGAGAGCUCCCGUGAUGAUCAUGAUCAGGAGUGUCCUGUCGUAGCCGACCAAACCUUCCCACACCCCAAACUGAGCUUUGAAGAGGCGGGCAUGAGUGAGGAGAUGCAAGAAGAUCUCAUGAAAGAAAUUGCUUGGCAACUUGCUCUCCAAUCCGUGCUAGAAGAAGAAGAGCAAGAAAGGGUGCAGAAAGAAGUUGUGGAGGAUGACGAAAGUGAAGCAGGAGGAGUUCUUGAUCAUUUCCCAGGGGUGAUACCACAUGAAGAAGGAAGAGAGGUUGAAGAAGCAAUUGGCGUCCAGGCUGAGGACGGAGUUAAGGUGGAAGAGGCCUGCACUGGCCAUGAGUUACAUGUGAUAUCUCCACCAAACCUCGAGGAACUGCUUAGCAAGGACCCAUUUGCAGUGUCUCUUUGCCAGACCAAGGCCACCUCGACAUCGGUCCCUCUUGGUGGACGCGAUGGUGGCUAAUCGAUGUUGUCAUAUCUGGUUUGGGGCAAUGAGACGAGAGAAGAGAAGAAGAGGUCUCGAGGGUGGAGACUUCAUCUGCAUCAAGUACAUGAGCCUUCAUCACCUGUCACACCACAUGCUCAUGACUUGAGACUCCACCUCAUCGACGAGAACCUCAACUUCAAGGAGGUUCUAGCAUGGACCGAAACUUAGGAGCCAUCGUCCGGCUCACGACGUGAAAGAAGCGCUUGUUGGGAGGCAACCCAACCAGUCGGUUUGCAUUUCUUUCUCUAUUUCUCUUCGGUGGAGUCAGUUUUGUUCUUUGAUUUUAGAGUCAAUAACUCAACCUUUGUGAG
This is a messenger RNA of Linum trigynum, 2456 nucleotides long. The record is from the annotation of a GenBank genome assembly. Lineage: Eukaryota; Viridiplantae; Streptophyta; Magnoliopsida; Malpighiales; Linaceae.